Molecule: messenger RNA, 3348 nt
Organism: Rangifer tarandus platyrhynchus (Svalbard reindeer)
Lineage: Eukaryota; Metazoa; Chordata; Mammalia; Artiodactyla; Cervidae
Source: the annotation of a GenBank genome assembly
AUGAAGAAGUUCUCUCGAAUGCCCAAGUCGGAGGGCGGCGGCGGCGGCGGAGCGGCGGGUGGCGGUGCCGGCGGGGCCGGCGCCGGUAGCUCGUCCGUGGGGGUCCGGGUGUUCGCGGUCGGCCGCUACCAGGUCACCCUGGAGGAGUCGCUGGCCGAAGGUGGCUUCUCCACUGUUUUCCUGGUGCGGACGCAUGGUGGACACCGUUAUGCAUUGAAGCGAAUGUAUGUCAAUAACACGACAGACCUCAACAUUUGUAAAAGGGAAAUUACAAUUAUGAAAGAGCUAUCUGGUCACAAAAAUAUCGUGGGUUAUUUGGACUGUGCUGUAAAUUCGAUUAGUGAUAAUGUAUGGGAAGUGCUUAUCUUAAUGGAAUAUUGUCGAGCUGGGCAGGUAGUGAAUCAGAUGAAUAAGAAGCUGCAGACUGGCUUUACGGAAGCAGAAGUGUUACAGAUAUUCUGUGAUACCUGUGAAGCCGUUGCAAGGUUGCAUCAGUGUAAGACUCCGAUAAUUCACCGGGAUCUCAAGGUAGAAAAUAUUUUGUUGAAUGAUGGUGGAAACUAUGUUCUUUGUGACUUUGGCAGUGCCACAAAUAAAUUUCUUAAUCCUCAAAAAGAUGGAGUUAAUACAGUAGAAGAAGAAAUUAAAAAGUAUACAACUCUGUCAUACAGAGCCCCUGAAAUGAUCAACCUUUAUGGAGGGAAGCCUAUCACCACCAAGGCUGAUAUCUGGGCCCUGGGAUGUUUACUGUAUAAACUUUGUUUCUUCACUCUUCCUUUUGGUGAGAGCCAGGUUGCCAUCUGUGACGGCAGCUUCACCAUCCCAGACAACUCUCGUUACUCCCAUAACAUACAUUGUUUAAUAAGGUUCAUGCUUGAACCAGAUCCAGAGCGGAGACCCGAUAUAUUUCAAGUGUCAUAUUUUGCGUUUAAAUUUGCCAAAAAGGAUUGUCCAGUCUCCAACAUCAAUAAUUCUCCUAUUCCUUCAACUCUUCCUGAACCGAUGACUGCUAGUGAAGCAGCUUCUAGGAAAAGCCAAAUAAAAGCCAGAAUAACAGACACCAUUGGACCAACAGAAACCUCAAUUGCACCAAGGCAAAGACCAAAGGCCAAUUCUACUACUGCCACUCCCAGUGUACUGACCAUUCAGAGUUCAGCAACACCUGUUAAAGUCCCUGUUCCUGGUGAAUUCGGUAAUCACAGACCAAAAGGAGCACUGAAGCCUGGAAGUGGCCCCGAGGGUUUGCCGGGUCAGGGGCCCGCUCAGCAGCCUCCGCAGCAGCACCGAGUGCUCCAGCAGCUCCAGCAGGGGGACUGGAGGCUGCAGCAGCUGCAGCUGCAGCGUCGCCAUCCUCAGCAGCAGCAGCUCCAGGAGGCUUACCUGCAGCAGUAUCAGCAUGCAGUGCAGCAGCAGCAGAUGCUUCAGCAGCAGUUGUUAAUGCAUUCAGUGUAUCAGCCACAGCCUUCUGUAUCACAGUAUCCUGCAAUGAUGCAGCAGUAUCAGCAGGCUUUCUUGCAGCAGCAGAUGCUCACUCAGCAUCAGCAGUCUCAACCACAGGCGUCACCAGAGUAUCUCACCUCCCCUCAAGAGUUCUCCCCAGCCUUAGUGCCCUACUCAUCAUCACUUCCAGCUCAGGUUGGACCCAUGAUGGACUCCUCUUAUAGUGCCAGUAGGUCAAUAGCUGGUAAAGAGGCAGUUGCAAAUAUGACACAUCAGAAGAACAUCAGUAACCCACCUGAUAUGUCAGGGUGGAAUCCUUUUGGAGAGGACAAUUUCUCCAAGUUAACAGAAGAGGAACUGUUGGACAGAGAAUUUGACCUUCUCAGAUCAAACAGGCUCGAGGAAAGAGCAUCCUCAGAUAAGAAUGUAGAGCCACUUUCUGCUCCAUAUAACCAUCCUCCAGAGGAUCCUUUUGGUUCUGUUCCUUUCAUUUCUCACUCAGGUUCUCCUGAAAAGAAAAUUGAACAUCCCUCCAUGAAUCAAGAAAACGGCACUGCAAACCCUAUCAAGAAUACAAAAGGAAGUCCAGUUUCUAAAGACCACCGAACUGGAAAGAAAACCUCAGAGAAUUCAUUAGUACGUGCUCAAGUGCAAAAGGGGAACGACGAAUCUGAGAGUGAUUUUGAGUCCGAUCCCCCUUCUCCGAAGAGCAGCGAGGAGGAGGAGCAAGAGGAUGAGGAAGUUCUCCAGGGAGAACAAGGAGAUUUUAAUGACGACGACACCGAACCGGAACACCUGGGGCACAGGCCGCUGCUCAUGGAUUCUGAAGACGAGGAAGAGGAGGAGAAGCACAGCUCAGAUUCGGACUACGAGCAGGCCAAAGCAAAGUACAGCGACGCGAGCCCGGGCUACAGGGACGCAGCCGGCGCGGGAGCGGUCCAGGGCCCUGGCGCAGCACUCCUCACGCCCUCCCGCGCGCCCUCGGACGCGGGAGCGGGGACUCCCAGACCCGAGUUUGAUGUCUUUGGCGCAGUCCCCUUCUUCGCAGCGCGGGCUCAGCAGCCCCGACAGGGGGAGCAGAAGGACCUCCCUCCGCAGAGCCGGCUUCCCACCGCGGGGCUGGAGCAGGAGGAAUUCGAUGUCUUCACCAAGGCGCCCUUCAGCAAGAAGGUGAUGGCGCGCGAUGCGCACGCCGCCCCGGCUGGCCCCCCCAGCGUGGAUGUCUUUGGCUCCACGCCGUUCCAGCCCUUCCCUCCGUCCGCCAGUAAAAGCGACAGCGGCGAGGACCUUUUCGGGCUGGUGCCCUUCGAGGAGAUAACUGGGAGUCCGCAGCAGAAAGUCAAGCAGCGCAGCCUGCAGAAACUGUCCUCCCGGCAGAGGCGCACCAAGCAGGACGCGGCCAAGAGCAACGGGAAACGGCAUCACGGCACCCCGACCGGCGCCAAGAAGCCGGCCAAGCCCGCCUUCCGCACCCCCGAGCGGGCCCGCCGGCACAGGAGGGUGGGCCGCCGGGACUCGCAGAGCAGCAACGAGUUCCUGACCAUCUCGGACUCCAAGGAGAACAUCAGCGUGGCCCUGACCGACGGGAAGGACCGCGGGCACGUCCUGCAAGCCGACGAGGGUCUGCUGGACCCCUUCGGGGCCAAGCCCUUCCACCCUCCGGACCUGCCGUGGCACUCCCCGCACCAGGGCCUGAGCGCUGACCACAACCCGGUCCUGCCCGGGAGGCCCCGGCCGAAUUCACUGCACGGCUCCUUCCACGGGGCAGAGGCGUUGAAAAUGGAUGAUUUUGGUGCCGUGCCCUUCACAGAACUCGUGGUGCAGAGCAUCACUUCCCAUCAGCCCCAACAGCCCCAGCCCGUCGAAUUAGACCCCUUCGGUGCUGCUCCGUUUCCUUCUAAACAGUAG